This is a messenger RNA of Iphiclides podalirius (scarce swallowtail), 465 nucleotides long. NCBI's taxonomy places the organism in Eukaryota, Metazoa, Arthropoda, Insecta, Lepidoptera, Papilionidae. The record is from the annotation of a GenBank genome assembly.
AUGGAGCACAUGUCGCACGCAGCGAGCGCAGUUGGGCCCCCCGCCGAGAGAGGACCACCGGGGCAGCCGCCGCGGGAUACGGCGAUGGCCCGUCAUCUCGACGAGAAGGGGAGAGAGAUACGCGACUCGAUUAUGGAAGAAAUCGUCCCUUGGCAAUGCCACAUCCCAACGAGCAUAAAGAUAAAAGGCUUAAACCGGUGUGGUAUUGGAAGCAGUUUCACUAUACUAAGGCGCGCGUGGGAGGCAGUCUGCGCCGCGUCUAGGCGUAGCUAUCUGGCCGAGAGCCAGCGCCGUCGCCACCUAGCAUCACGACAAUAUCCGGCCGCUGUUUCCAGCGAUGACACGGCCGAUUAUGAAAAUCAGCCGUCCGCAGACACAGAGGGACGUAGCUGCGCCAAUCGACUAGCAAAUAUCGACUCUAUUGCUAACGGCGCAUUACCCAUUAUUAGACAGAGCGAGAGGUGC